This is a messenger RNA of Arctia plantaginis, 819 nucleotides long. The record is from the annotation of a GenBank genome assembly. Lineage: Eukaryota; Metazoa; Arthropoda; Insecta; Lepidoptera; Erebidae.
AUGGAGACUGAUAAGAUGUCAACGGCGUCUUCGGUGGGGGCGGCGGAGCGGCGUCCUCUUAUGCAAGCACUUGUGCUCGAGAGGCGGAUUCUCUUUGGGUGUACAGUAUUAAUAGGUCUUUGCAAUUUUAUCUGGAUAGCUGCAGUUUGUACACAAAAGUGGGUGUCUAUAAACGGAGGCAAUGGUAUUCACCUGCACACCGGUCGGUAUUUCAUGUGGAGCGAGACUGGGGUAUGGGAGAUGUGCCGAUACGUCUUCCAGCCAAAUACUACACUAACGGGGAAAAAUUUCACUAAUCCAGCAGUUCCUAAACCACAGAAUAUAACUGGAUUAAAAGGACAUUUUCACACAAAAUGUACAAAUUAUUUGGCGCAGCCUGCCAUGGAGAACGGCCGCCCAGUUGAUUUUGCAUAUGAAGUAAAUAUAGCCAACUAUGUCCGAACAAUGAUAUCGUUCGGCAUCAUCAGCUUAUUCGUCAUGGCAAUGGGCUGUGGAUUUUCAACUUACACCUUCGUCAACCCCAGAUAUAUGUUCAAACGGCUUGCUGCCGGCAUACACUUCAUAAGCACAUCAUGUACAUUUGUAGUGGUACAAGUAAUGAUGUCGUCUGUUGAUCACAUGAAAAAGAAUGUAAAGUUUGUCUACCCGGAACGUGCCUAUCAUUACUUUGGUAUCAGUUUCUUCUUAGCCUGGUUCGUCGUCCUUGUCAACUUCUUCGCGGCUGCAUCCUUUCUUUGGUAUUCUCGAAAAAGGAAAGGCGAUAAGGCAGCCACUGAUGAACUGGCCAUGGCUGAUGAACCGACGAUAAUCGGCCGAUGA